Aspergillus bombycis is the source of this 633-nucleotide messenger RNA. RefSeq lists its product as uncharacterized. The transcript has a single exon. Lineage: Eukaryota; Fungi; Ascomycota; Eurotiomycetes; Eurotiales; Aspergillaceae. The record is from RefSeq and is a predicted model, not a curated record. Bases 1 to 633 code for a protein of 210 amino acids.
AUGGAAAACCUCCAGGAACCAUCCCUUCUAGAGUAUGCCCGAUUCUACGGUAUUGCCCGUGAUUUCACGGCAUUCGAUCCCCUCACAUACAUCGGCGAGGCCACAACUGAAACACCAUUACCCCAGGAUACUCUAUCGGAAUUUCAAGAUCAUAUCUACGAGACACAGAGAAACGUCGAAGAUAGUCUUCGCAAAGAAAAGCUCCAUGUCAGAAAAGAAAGCGCUCGCCUGCUGGCAUCGGCGAUUCAAGAUGCGAGAGCAGAAAAAAUAGACAUAAAUUGGGAUGAGCUUCUACCUGGAUUUAGUCGGGCUGAUGAGCUCAAGGUGCAACUUCCGAUCUUUCACGAGGACAGCAUCAAGGAAAUGUUGCAGUACACAAGUCCGCUGCGUUACGAUGAAAGCAUGGUUGAAAUCUGGCCUCACGACGAAUCGUGCCUGAAACUUAAGGACGAGGAAAUCAUUGCUGACCUUUUAACCAAGGCUGACCAGGUUCGGAAGGAUAUUAUGCCAGAGAAGUUAAAGUGCAGUAGAGAGUCAAUGUGGUUGAUACAAAAAGCCAGAGACUGUGGAAGUCUUGCCUUCACAGAUCUAGAAGGUCUUUUGGAUGACAUAAUGAUUUCCGGUCAGGUAUGA